Messenger RNA from Impatiens glandulifera, 1615 nucleotides. RefSeq lists its product as uncharacterized. The record is from RefSeq and is a predicted model, not a curated record. The transcript is spliced from 11 exons. Lineage: Eukaryota; Viridiplantae; Streptophyta; Magnoliopsida; Ericales; Balsaminaceae. The coding region runs from base 333 to 1439 and encodes 368 amino acids.
AACCCAAAUACUCACGCCGGUGAACGCGUCAUCUCUCUAUUCUUCGGAAUUUUGUUCUUCUUCCCUAACCGUCACGCCACUCAAAAUACAAUUCGGUGUUCUUUCAAUCAUUUGUCUCUCUUAACAAUCUACAAUCUUAAUUCGUUUCUCGAUCAAUUACUUUUACUCGAUCGUCAUCGUCGUCGUCUCUUCGGAAGAGGUCUGGAAUGUUUCAAUAAUUUACAUUUCCUUACUUGAUUUGGCUGUACGGUUCUGUUUACGUCUUCAACGCAACCGAUUUCUCUAUAAAUUCUCUUGGAUCCAAGGAGGAGGACUAAUCGUUUCCGAACGCAAUGCCGCCAGCUCCCAAUGAUAGGACUUCCGCGUACCUCUUUGCUCUCACUCAAGAAAUCGAGAAGAAGCUUCAGCGAGCUUUGGCUUCUCCCACGCACAGGCGCAAUCUGUUUCAGGAACUUUUCGCUGACAUUGCACUAGAGAUUGAUGAUCGGGCCAGAGAGAUUAUCCUAAACAAGGAAGGUCCCAUAUCUUUAAAUAAAGAAGAUGAUAUAUCCUCUGCAGAAGAUGGGACAGGGGUGUCAUUAUACUUUUAUGACGUGUUGGCUGAUUAUUUUGUUUUGGAGCCAGAGAAUGGAAAACCAAUACUAAAUCUGAUUGUCCAACUUUGGAGUCAAUCCUUUGCCUCUCAUAUUUUCUCUCUACUAUUUCAUAAAUGGUUAUUUGAUGUUCAGCUUGAAAAUUCUGAAGUUCUUCUACGUUACUCAUCUGCUCUGAUUCAAGGAUCUACAAAUGUGUUCUGGAUUGACAUCCAGACAAAUUCCAGACGUUUUCAGUCUCUCUUCAGAUAUUUACUGGAGGAUGUGGCCUUGGUGCCUGAUCGAUUGAAGAUACUCCCAACACAGGCUCAACGGGAUUUGUUUCUUCUAAUAGCUCGGUUCAUGUUCUUCUAUAACCUAGCUGAUAAGCUUAUAAAUUUGUUGAACCAAGUUCCUGAUUUUCCAAACGCUUUCUUAGUCGGUGGUGGGGCAGACAUUUUUGUGAUUGAACUUUCUGACCAGCUUCAAAAACUGAAGGUGGAGCCAGUACUAAUCCACUAUCUUAAUCAGCUUAAAUAUCUCCAGGGUUUAGAAUUGAGGAUGACAACAAGUACAAGAUUGAAAACAUGUCUGUACAGCUUCACGUCCCCUGGUGGUCCAAUGUAUCCUACAAGAGUUGUUCGGCAUGCAGCCUGGGAUACCUUGGAUUUACUCUUUCCUGUGGGGCAAUAUCCUCGGCAUGUAAUAAGCUUCUUUUUUCGGUUGCUGUAUCCAUGGUAUUGGCCAUCAUCGUGUUGGAAUUUUGUCCAGUCAUGCAUAUUGACCGUGUUCGACUCUCUCGUCGGGUUGCUUUAUUCUACCUGGGCUAAGGUCAGUAAACGUACACAACAACAGCAUUCCUCCUAAACUAAAAACUUAAUAUUAAGUGUUUUCACUCCCUUUCCGUUGUCUGGCUAGCUUAUGAAUCUAGUCCAGUCUAUUAUUAUAAUGUUUUUUUUUUUUUUCUCUUUUGUUAAACUAUUACUGUUAUGUAUCACAGAGAGUUUCAAUGUGAAAAAAAGAAAACUGUUUUAUUUUGCAUU